CAUCACUCUUCAGUCAAUAAAGCCGAAGUGGCCGAAGCAAUGGCUUCCCUGUCAUCAAAUCGUUUAAUUACGAAGAGACACAAGUGGUGUUUUUCAUUUGCUAUUAGGACAAAAUCUGAAAGGCAAGCAGAACUACCCUCUCCCCCUGGAUACAGUUCUUCUUUAGGUCAAGUCCAUGCGGAAGCAAGUAAAGAAACGGAUGCAAAUUUGAUUGUAAAGAAAUCAUGGGACAUAGCAUUGGCUCCCCUGAAGCAAGUUCCAAUGAACCUUUUUAUAAUGUAUAUGGCUGGAAACUCCAUAUCUAUUUUUCCCAUUAUGAUGAUUGGAAUGCUGUUCUUGAGAUUAGUAAAGGCUCUUUUGACAAUACAAUCCACUUUCAAACUUAUUGAAGGGAGUCAAGCAGUUCUUCAAAAAUUGGUGUACUUGUUUGGGAAUUUAGUUUGCUUAGCACUGGCAUUAUACAAGUGCUCUUCCAUGGGUCUUCUUCCUACCUAUGCAUCUGAUUGGCUAGAUUUUGUUCAACCACAGCAGAGAAUGGAAUUUGGUGGUGGCGGAAUGCUCUUGUGAUAGAUGCAGAUUUUAUUUUUCUGAAAUAUGUACUGGUGUUGUGAUCAUAUCUUACAGAAAAAAAAACUGAAAAGAGUUCAGUCUUUUUAUUGUUCUUUUUACUGAUCCUUGUAAAUAUAUUGGAAAUAAAUUAUUUAAGUUGUGUUAAA
Molecule: messenger RNA, 716 nt
Organism: Uloborus diversus
Lineage: Eukaryota; Metazoa; Arthropoda; Arachnida; Araneae; Uloboridae
Gene: EMC4
Product: ER membrane protein complex subunit 4-like
Exons: 5
Coding region: 40-567 (175 amino acids)
Biological process (GO): protein folding in endoplasmic reticulum
Cellular component (GO): EMC complex
Source: RefSeq, a predicted model, not a curated record